GGACGGCGUGCCGUGGGACCUCAAUGGAGGUGAUGGAGGCCUCGGCGUGCCCAGAGAAGGUGUCGGUGGAGUCUGUUGAGUCAGUCGAGGAAUCUCGUCACAGGGUAAAGAUUCGGGUGCAGACCAUCUUCGCCGAGCUAUUAGUGACCAAUGCAGCUCCCGGCAGCAAAACCUCUGAGGUGGGCGGCGAAGCCUUGAAACUGGCGCAGACGGACCGGCCCUUGCCAAAGUACUUUGCGAGUGGCGCCCCAAAGCUGGAGAUGAUUGGAGCAGUGGACAAAGCCGCACAAGAUGGCGCCGCCCAAGAGCAAAGAGAUCUGUUGGUGCCGGAGCUGUGCGGUGAUUUCUUCCUGCUUUGCAUGUCGCUGAAAGAACGCCCGCAGCCGCCCACUGCGGAGGAUCCGAACCUUGACCUCAGCGCGGCAACGAGACUCUUUGGCGACCUCUCGCCGGAGGCGUCUUCGAGAAGUUUAGAUGCGAUGGCCACGUUGGCCGAGCAACUUCUGUCGCAAGGCUGUGACGAGCUUCAAAGUCCUCCGUUCCUACGAGCCGUGAUGGUGCUGCUUUCGCAUCCGGGGCUCGGUGAACCGGGGGAUUUCCAGGCACUCAAGAAGGUGCUAGGACUGGUUGGACAACUCCAACGACUGAAGCCGGCGAAGGAGACUUUGAUCAAAUGGUUCAGCCAACUGCCACUGACAGUCCUAGAGAACCGACUGGGACAGAUGCAGCAGUUCAUCACGCUCGCGCUGCUAGAAGCGCAGGGCGAAGGAUUCACCCAUCUGGAGGAUGUGAUUGCCAUGGCUCAAAAAGAUGGCUUGGCAAGGCACGUGCGGAACGCCCUCCGUUUGAUGGAUAUUUGCUGGGGCGCGAACCAAAUUCGCUUGGAACAUCAGCAGCACUGGCGCACUCGGCGCAAGGCGCAGCUGAUGCGUCAGCAAGGGCAGGUCUUGGACGAUGAGGCUGCACAGAGUCUGCCUUUGACACAGUUUCAUAACGAUGCCAUCAAUGAGUGCGGGGAAGGCGUCUUGAAACACGAUCUCAAGGAGGUCUUAGAGAUGCAAUAUCAACACCGCGGUCAGUACUUCACCACCAUCCAGGAUGAUCGACGUCGGGACUUUGGUAUCAUUGAAUUUCCCUUCGUGCUGACGCCUGUGUCGAAGGUGCGAAUGCUGAACAUCGAAUCCCUGUUACUUCAGAGAGAAGAGAUGCGAAGCAGCAUGGCAUUGUCUGUCUACCUCCGUUUCUCACUCAACCAGAACCCUUGGCUGGUGCUGAAGGUCCGUCGUAACUCCAUCGUGGAGGAUGCCCUGCAGCAGCUGGCGGUCUUUGGUCGAGAUCAACUGAAGAAACCUUUGAAGGUGGUCUUCGACGGCGAAGAAGGCGUAGAUGAGGGUGGCGUUCAGAAGGAGUUCUUUCAGCUGCUCGUGGAGCAACUCUACAAUGAGGACUAUGGCAUGUUCGAACGGAUCGAUGAGAGCAGAAACUUCUGGUUCAACAAGAACUCCUUCGAGGUGAAUCUCCAGUUCGAGCUCUUUGGCACCGUUUUGGGUUUGGCCAUUUACAACAAUGUCAUUCUGGAUGUCCACUUCCCCAUGGCAGUGUACAAGAAGCUGAUGUAUGGCACCUGUGCAAAGUUGGGUCUCCAAGAUUUGUUGGACUUCCAGCCAUCUCUAGCACAGGGGCUGAUCGCCCUCUUGGAACACGAAGAUGCCGCGAGCUUUCAAGAGACCUAUGGGCCCCUGCGCUUCGUGGUGCAGUACGAAUGCUUUGGCUCCGUCCAGGAGGCCGAGCUAAAAGAAGGUGGAAAGGACAUCGAAGUGACCUUCGAAAACCGUGAGGAGUACGUGCGCAGAUACUGCGACUACAUCUUCCAUACCUCGGUGGAACGUCAGUUCAAUGCUUUCAGAAAAGGCUUUGAUCAAUGCAUCAAAGAUACGCUUUUUAGGCAACUCUUUAGAUACGACGAGCUGGAGCUGCUCAUUUGUGGCUCCAAAGAAUUGGACUUCAGAGCACUGGAAACAGCAGCGACCUACCAGGAUGGCUUCACCAAAAGCAGCGCACCGGUGAAGUGGUUCUGGGAGGUGGUCCACAACCUGAGCCCCGAAGAGAAGAGGAGUUUACUCCAGUUCUGCACGGGUUGCGAUCGUGCGCCUGUGGGCGGAUUGGGCAGACUACCAUUCAUCCUCUCGAGAGCAGGCCCUGACAGCGAUGUUUUGCCCACUGUUCACACGUGCUUCAACCACUUGCUCCUCCCGGACUACAAUUCCAAGAUGCUGCGUCUCCUGUGCCGAGCUGCUCCGGUGGAAUGGCGCAAUGAGCAGAACUACACCCUGAGACGGAUGGUCUUUGGUAUGAGCACAGUUUUCCUCCUGUCUGCACUGAUUUACUCGCUGGCGUCCGAGAAUGACGUAGACGCCAGCAUGAGAGCCUUCACUGUGGCGAACGAAGCCGUCGCCGUGGUGGCUCUGGGUUCAAAUUUCCUGUUAUUGAAAAGCUUGCGAACUCGAGGGGCUCUGUUAGAGAUGUUGACAUUUAUCGCUGUGACAUUGACAAUGGUCAGCACCUACGUCGCGAAUGUUCAGGUACCAUUUGAGUUUCGCUUGUCCACUUUAUCGAGGUCGUUUUCGCAGUUUUGCUAUGGCGUAAUGCUCAUCGGCUUCCAUCCAGCAUACUAUUGCGCCUUUGCAUUUUGCGCGACGGCUACACACUUGACCAUGAUCUUCAAUUUCGUCUACCAUGAUCAAGGCGAGGAGCGUCAACCAGAUGGUCUUUAUCGAGAGCUUAUCGGGCAUAUGGUGGUACCACUUGUCUCUGUUGCGUCAUUUUUCAUGAUCAACCGUAUGAACCUUCAGCUCUAUUUGUACCAGGCGCAAAGCCAACAAGAAUCGAAAGCUCUGAGCAAACUUCUGGGACUCUCCUGUGAUUUUGUGCUGCCGUUGCACGCGAAAGGUGGUUCGGAGAUCUGCAUUUCACAGGUGAAACCCGAAUUGAAAGCCUACGUGGGAAGUGUUUGUGAAGGGGACUCCAUCCGUUGCAUCAUGGCCGACGAUUCCUUCGAGGACUUCAAUCAGCACGUUGAGCAAUUGGCUCCAAUGCAGCCAUUGCUCUUACCCGUGACUUUGAAGUCUGGUUCAUCUCCAAUUGCGGCUGAGAUGUUGCUGGUUCGCUGUCAAUUUUUUGAUGAUUCUGAGAAGUUUUUGGUUGGUGUGAGAAUUCAGGAGGAGAUUGCUCCACCUGAUGCCAUGUCGAUACUUCCACCAGGACUUGACAACAUGCGUCCUGCAACCCGAGAGUUCCGAGAAGGUUUUCUAGGCAUUUUGCCGGAAGCCGAGGCCUAUGAAGAUUCAGAGCUGAGAUCGGAAGCAGCAUUCACCACCAAGACCGGCAUGAUCUUCAACUGCAGCAAACCAAAAGAGGCCUGGCGAAACAUCCUGCGGCUGGGUCGAAAGGAGCAUUGGUUGGUCCCUGCGGAGAAUCUCUCGGUGGAGCCAUCGCAGAUUCUGGGCUCAGGAGGAUUCGGCUUGGUUUGUGAAGGAAAGUACUGUGGAGCCAAUGUGGCUGUGAAAGUGCCGCGCAAGAGCUUUGACACCGGCGAUGGUCAAGAGGCGGCAUCUGCAGCUGCGAUGCUCAUUGACUACCUUCAGGAGCUGAGGCUGUUGCGGAUUGCAAGGCAUCCCAACAUUGUGAUCUUCUACGGAGCCUUCAUGGCUCCAGCGCGGGGAGAAGUGGCGCUGGUCUUCGAGAGGAUGGAAGGCCCCACGCUGGAUCUCUUCGUCGCAGGAAAUGUGGCCGACAGCUACAAAGCACUCAUGAUGCUAGACAUUACGCAUGCGCUCCUCUACCUUCACAGUCUCAGACCUCCCAUUGUCCACGGCGACGUGAAACCGGGCAACGUCUUUGUGGAGUGUCGCGAGGGCCAGAUGGUCACGAAACUCGCAGACUUUGGCUUGGCUCGGAGAAUCACUGUGUCAGCUGCCACCAUGGGAG
Cladocopium goreaui is the source of this 3987-nucleotide messenger RNA. NCBI's taxonomy places the organism in Eukaryota, Dinophyceae, Suessiales, Symbiodiniaceae. The record is from the annotation of a GenBank genome assembly.